CUCUCUCUCUCUCUGCAGUCUCCCUCCUGUGCUCAUUUCCAAUGCAUUGCUUACAGUGCAGUGUGGCUCUCCAAUUCACACAGUAAUCUCUGCUUGUAUGGCUAUGUAUUUAUGCUGGUGCAAUGCCCAGCGUUCUGUUGUUGCAGGAAUGCUCUUCCUGUGAGAGCAGCCUCCCUCGCCUCUCUUUCUGAUGCUGUUGCCUUAGCAAGCUGCCGAGCUGACUCAGGUUGACUGGAUGGAGGCUCAAGGAGGGGCGGGUACCCCAGAACUGAACAAAGAAGCUCUAAACCUACUGAAACCUUCUGGCUCGGGUGACCUGAAAACAGACGUAUCCCACAUUCCUUUAGGAGAAGAGGAGGACGGGAUCCACUUUCCCAACUCUGGGCUAUUGCAGGUGGCAGAAAGAAGGCAGCCCCUGAGCAGCGUGUCCUCCCUGGAGGUGCACUUUGAUCUGCUGGACCUCACCGAGCUCACAGACAUGUCCGAUCAGGAGCUGGCUGAAGUGUUUGCCGACUCUGAUGAGGAAAACCAAAACGAAUCUCCAGCAACUCUGCACCAGCCCCCCCUCCCUCGCGGAGGAUACCUGCGCUCGCCCUCGUGGACCAGAACCAAAGGAGAGCACAGGCGGGACAGGAAGAGCAACCCCAGCGAAUCUGAGCUGCCCCUGGAUACCGACAGGCCCAAGAAGCCUUGAGCCACAGACACACUCCCCUGCCUGACACCAAUACCAAGCGACUAAAUCUGUGGUGAUAAAGAGAAAUCUAAAGUAGGCAAUUUAUGAGUAAAUACAGCACUGUUUGGUUUUAUUUAAAAAGCCUGUGGGAGGGGAUGAGUGGAUGCAUGUUUUGCGUUAUUGCACAUUAGGUAUUGACAGAAAUCCAACUAAAAUAAACAUGAGUGGAUAUAGAAAUCCAAUCACAAGUGGAGGUUUACAGAGUCAAGAUCAUCCUCUCUUGUAAAAACAUUAUAGAGUUGAAAGCAACCCUUAGCUACAUUAUUUAAGCACUUUUGGAGACAUUGUUACAUUUCCAGGUACUGCGUUGAUGACUGUGGUCUCAUCAAUGGCAAAUGAUCCAUUACACUCAUUCACUGUAACAUAUUCUUAAAACCAAAAGCAUAUAUGUAUUGCUUUGAAAAUACUCAUAUCAUCUAAUAUCCAAAAUGGUAUCCUAUGACCUGGGGGCUUCAAUAGAAUGAAACUGGAAUGCCACUUCCAUUUAUUUUCUUUGCUAUUAGUUGUGUGUUUGUACUGAGACACAACCAGUCUGGUUUUAGUAAAUAUUUACAAGGUGAUUCAUAGUUUGUGCAACACUGCCGAAGCAUCGCAAGAGUUGGAGGUCAAAGGAGAUGAUGUGUGCAGAAAAAAAGGUCUGCGGAGGAGACACUCUGUAAUGCAACCAUUUGGCCACCAGAUGGUUGUUCAGACAUGUCAACAAUGAACUGCAAUUGAAGACAAUGCAAAGCAACAAUGUUGUGCCAAUCUCCCUGUACAGUAGCUGCCAAUGGGAUCAUCGGUUAAUGUCAAUGUUUCACCAAUAAAACAUUAAACACUG
Messenger RNA from Polyodon spathula (Mississippi paddlefish), 1553 nucleotides. Its product is annotated as dysbindin domain-containing protein 1-like. Gene Ontology annotation, biological process: negative regulation of protein kinase activity. NCBI's taxonomy places the organism in Eukaryota, Metazoa, Chordata, Actinopteri, Acipenseriformes, Polyodontidae. The transcript has 4 exons. Gene Ontology annotation, cellular component: cytoplasm. The record is from RefSeq and is a predicted model, not a curated record. The coding region runs from base 236 to 694 and encodes 152 amino acids.